This is a messenger RNA of Dibothriocephalus latus, 336 nucleotides long. The record is from the annotation of a GenBank genome assembly. Lineage: Eukaryota; Metazoa; Platyhelminthes; Cestoda; Diphyllobothriidea; Diphyllobothriidae.
AUGCCCGUCCUUAACUCCAACCGUAACCCUAAUUUCAAUGAUUUUGAGUCAUUCGUUCGUGUAAAACCCGCCUUCUUCAAGUACAAUCUCAGCUUACUCUCCCACCGCAAAGCUGUUGUCGUUUUCACCGACCCGGAGAUACGCAUCGCGGUUGGGCUUCCAUCGGACAGCGAAAAGGUCCUCUUCUUCGACGUAAAGCUCACGUUCGACGAUCAGGACUUUACUGAAGACUAUAACGGCGUUUCUCUACAGUAUGUUUUGGCCGGUAGUUUUCCUUUACUUGGUUCCAACAGACCUCAAACGGAGCUUUGUUUCCACAUCAUAAAGCCUGCUUAG